Messenger RNA from Cajanus cajan (pigeon pea), 1397 nucleotides. Lineage: Eukaryota; Viridiplantae; Streptophyta; Magnoliopsida; Fabales; Fabaceae. The record is from RefSeq and is a predicted model, not a curated record.
GCCUCUGUAAUUCUGCGUUUUUCUUUGCAUCUUGUUUAGGGUUUUUCAAGCUUUUUGCUUCUGGAAAUACCCAACAUUAGGGUCCCUCAUCUAACUAUUUUAAACUUGUCCAUAAUAAAAUUCCUCGUGUGUUUUGUUACUUACCGUGGUCAAAUCGCUAUCUUUUUGAUGAAUUUCAACAACGUGAAGGUCCCAAAGGUUCCUGGUGGCGGAGUCUCUGCUUUGCUUAAAGUUGGCAUUCUUGGUGGCCUUGCUGUGUAUGGGGCUGCAAACAGCUUGUACAAUGUUGAGGGAGGUCAUCGAGCCAUUGUCUUCAACCGUGUCAUCGGUGUUAAAGACAAGGUCUAUCCUGAAGGGACACAUAUUAUGAUUCCUUGGUUCGAGAGGCCUGUGAUCUAUGACGUUCGUGCACGACCUCAUUUAGUAGAGAGUACAUCAGGGAGCCGUGAUCUCCAGAUGGUGAAAAUUGGACUUAGAGUCCUUACCCGCCCUGUUCCUGACCAAUUACCGACAGUGUAUCGAACCCUUGGCGAAAAUUAUAAUGAGAGGGUCCUGCCUUCUAUUAUACAUGAAACUCUCAAAGCUGUAGUUGCACAGUAUAAUGCCAGUCAGCUCAUUACUCAGAGAGAGGCUGUUAGUAGAGAAAUAAGGAAGAUAUUGACUGAGAGGGCUUCCCAGUUUAACAUUGCUUUGGAUGAUGUGUCAAUCACAAGUUUGACUUUUGGGAGGGAAUUUACAGCUGCAAUUGAAGCCAAGCAGGUUGCUGCUCAAGAAGCUGAGAGGGCUAAAUUUGUUGUUGAAAAAGCUGAACAAGACAAACGAAGUGCUGUUAUUAGAGCUCAGGGUGAAGCCAAGAGUGCCCAGUUGAUUGGUCAAGCUAUUGCCAAUAAUCCUGCAUUUAUCACCUUAAGGAAAAUUGAAGCUGCAAGGGAAAUUGCUCAAACUAUUUCAAAUUCUGCCAACAAGGUUUACUUGAAUUCAGAUGAUCUCUUACUGAAUCUUCAGCAGUUAAAUUUGGAGCCCAGUGGGAAGAGAUAGUUGCCAGGCUGAGUUCAGUUAAUUACUGCAACCUCCUUUUCCUUGUACCAUUAUUCAUUUUCACCUGCAUGAGCGUUAUAUCAACUGUUCAAAUAUGAGAUUCAGCCUGAAAUGUUGACAAACUGAUGGUCAUUAUCAUUUAAUGGAGCAUGAGAUAAGGGAGGUACAAUCAUGUUUUAUUCGUUUUCACUUUCAGUGAUUCUGAUCUUGAAUGGUCGGAUGUCAAGGAUUUGAUACUGAUUUAUUGUGGCACAGUGAUUCUGCUUUUAUUUUUAUUUGUUGACUCUACCAUAAGUUUCAUACUUGUCAUCAUUGUGAUGCUAUCUACGCUGUUGAAAUAAUAAUUAUUUAAACAAAAU